Parasteatoda tepidariorum (common house spider) is the source of this 2778-nucleotide messenger RNA. Lineage: Eukaryota; Metazoa; Arthropoda; Arachnida; Araneae; Theridiidae. The record is from RefSeq and is a predicted model, not a curated record.
CAGCUCUAGUGCGACGUAAAUGAACAACAACAUCUUUUGUGACUAUUCAAACACUAAUGAUGAAAGCUUUUGAAGUGUUGCCAUAUAUAGAGAGUUCUGUAGCUCAUUUCGAUUGCCAAUCCCACAAACCGUUUCUGACUUUUCACAGCAACUUCCUGCUAUCUAUUUAGCCUCAGUCAUAAGCUUAAUUAAUGGAAAUACAGAGCUAUAAUCUAACGCGAAGAGCUCGUCGCUCAGUUCGAUAUUCGCUGAAACGAAAAAACAUUUUAAAAUUAAAGGGGGAAACACUUUUAUAUAUCCUUUAAGUUUUCAAUCCUUAAUAGAUUUUUAAUUAAUUUAAAAUUGCCUUUAUUGAAACGAGAGUGCUGCUUUAGAACUAUUUUACAUUAUUUUGAAGGAUGAUUUAAAGUAUAAUAUGUUUUCGAAGAUGAAUUCGUCAUGUUGGAAUGUGGCAACGCACAGUUAUUGCCCAGUGUCCAUUCCUCAUUCGAUCUCUUUUGUUUCAAGAAUGCCUUCAGAAAGUGAAUGUGAGAAAUGCAACAUUCAUGCCCUCCUUAUCUAUGCUUCGAAAACCUCUGUCUUUGGAAAAUGGGGAAAGACGAAAGCAGAUUGUGGUUAAGAAAAUUGAAUGCCCUGAUCGUGGUAGAAAGAUGAUCGAGAUCUAUCCACCCCCUUCUGUUAUGGAGUCACAGUCUACUUUGUUACCAGGCCCUGGAAGAAUAAGGGCUUCUGGCAUUGUUGAUAAUCCUGAAAUGCUUAUUGACUCACUAUGUGAUGAAUCCGAAACCGUGUGUGAUGCUCUCUUAUCUGGUUUAAAUAAAUCUUCAACUGGCGAAUGUCUAGGAUUUAGAUAUCCACAUAAAGUUGGAGAAUAUAGAUGGAUCUCUUAUUCAGAGGUUGUACAAAGAAAGAACUACAUUGGUUCUGGUUUGAUUAAUUUGGGUCUUGAACCUUCUCAAAGAACAAUGAUUGGUAUAUGUACUAAAACUAGACCUGAAUUUGUUUUGACCAUGUUGGCCUGCUCUAACUAUUCAAUGGUUUUAGUGCCUUUGUAUAAUUGCUUUGGAACUGAAGCUAUCUCACACAUUAUUUCUCAAGUGGAAAUGGAGGCAGUGAUUUGUGAAACUCCAGAACAUGCUGCUGGAAUAAUUAAAAAUCAAGAAAAGUAUCCUAAACUGAAGCAUAUUAUCUUGAUUGAUGAUGAUGAAGAUGAAUUGAAGAAUAGUGGAAGUAGAUUCAAUAUCAUGAGUUUGAAAGAACUUGAGGCUAGUGGUAAACUUGAUGAAAGGAAAGAAGUUAAACCCAGAGCCGAUGAUAUCUUCUGUUUGUGUUACACCAGUGGAACGACUGGUGAACCAAAAGGUGUUGUGGUCAGCCAUCGUAAUGUUCUUUCUUGCAUAGGCUCCUUGUCUACUGUUUUAUCGGAUUCUGUGAGUAAUGACACAUUGAUUUGCUACUUACCCUGUGCACAUAUCUAUGAAAUAAUUAAUGAGAUAUUUUGCCUGUAUAAAGGUGGAAGACUAGGUUUUUAUAGUGGAACAACUGAGGAUUUACUGGAUGACAUGCAGAAGCUGAAGCCUAAUGUUGUGCCUUUGGUUCCUAAACUAAUGAAUCUCAUAUAUUCAGCAGUUCGGAAACAAAUGGUUCCAUUUCCAUUUAAAAGGCGUCUGUUUGAACUAGCUCUCCUUCAAAAGCAGAAAGAAUUAUGUCGUGGCAUUGCAAGGAAGAACACUGUGUGGGACAAGCUGAUAUUCUCUAAAAUACAAGAACGUCUUGGAGGGAGAGCAAAAUUAAUUUUCUCAUCUUCAGCCCCUGUAUGUAAAGAAGUCAUGCAAUUUUUUCGCUGUUCCAUGGGCUGUCUGGUGUUUGAGGUCUAUGGUCUUUCUGAAGUUGGUGCUUCUGUGAUGACCCUUAUGUCUGAAGAUAAGACUGGUUUUGUAGGUGCACCAUUGCCUUGUAACCACAUCAAACUAGUGAGCAUCCCUGAACUAUCUUACCAUGCUGAAGACAAUGUUGGUGAGAUUUGUAUCCGAGGACCUAAUGUUUUUAAAGGGUACUACAAGAAUGCAAAUGCUACAAAAGAAGUUUUUGAUGAAGAUGGCUGGUAUCAUACAGGAGAUAUUGGGAAAUGGAAUGAAAAUGGAACUUUAUCUGUCAUUGAUAGGAAAAAGCAUAUUUUCAAACUAAGUCAGGGAGAAUACAUUGUUCCUGAAAAAUCAGAAGGAGUGUACAUGCAAAGUCCUAUUGUGUCACAAAUUUAUGUGGACGGAGAUCCUAAUCAAGAUUUUAUAGUUGGAAUAGUAGUACCUGAUAGAAAUCUUUUCAUUCGUUGGGCCAAAAAGAAAGGUUUUCAAGAAAUGGAAUUUGAAACUCUUUGCCAAAAUGAUGAUGUGAAGCGUGCAGUAUUAUCUCACUUGUUGAAACUUGGCCGAAAAAAAGAUCUAAACUCAUUGCAUCAGGUAGGGAAUGUGUAUUUGAGUCCUGAACCAUUUUCUCUAGAAAAUGGAUUGUUAACACCCACACUGAAAGUGAAGAGAUCUGUUGCAAGAAAAAUGUUUGAAUCCAAUUUUGAAAAACUCUAUGAAGAAGGCAAUUUACGAAAGUUGCAAGGACUCUGAAGACAAGUAUUUUGAAUUUGAUUGUACAGUGCAGGGAUUUUAUUUAUUUGUGAGUUUUCAUUUUUAAGAAUGUUUUUUUAUUUUUAUGCUCCCAGCCUUCUAUUAUCCAAUUCUUAUGUUUUGUGAAUCUCAAUAAAGCAUUUUUUUUUUCAAAAUGAGA